AUUGCAGCUGUAAUUAAAGAAUGCCAUCUCGUCACACUGUUACUGAAGAGCCAAACCUUAGAUGCAGAAGCAGAUGUGUUAUGUGCAGUCCUUUACAGCAAUCACAACAGAAUCAGCCACCGCAAACCCCAUUUGGCCCUCAGACAGGUUGAACAAUGUUUAAAACGUUUGAGAAACAUGAAUUUGGUGGGUUCAAUUCAAGACCUGUCUGAGUUGUUUACUUCCAAUGAAAAUCAUCCUGUAACUCCCAAAGCGUGUGUCAUCCCCAGUUAAUCAGUAGUGGAGUUGGUGUUGAUGAAGGUUUUGGGAGCCUGCAAGUUGUUACUCCGCUUGUUGGACUGCUGCUGCAAGGCGUUUCUCUUGACUGUGAAACAUCUAGGUUUACAAGAGUUCAUUAUUUUAAACCUUGUGAUGGUUGGGCUGGUGAGCAGGUUAUGGGUCCUCUAUAAAGAUGUUUUUAAAAGGCUGAUGUCUUUAUAUGAGCCAUUGUUUGGAUUGCUUCAAGAGGUCUCUAAGAUUCAACCAAUACCUUACUUCAAAGAUUUUACCUUUCCUUCUGAUAUUGCUGAAUUUCUAGGACAGCCCUAUUUUGAAGUCUUUAAGGAGAAGAGGCCUACAGCUUUUGCAGAUAAAGGAGUAACUAAAUUGCUAAAUAAAUUGUUUUUAACAAAUGAGCAAUCACCAGGAUCCAGUGAAGAAACCCUACUUGGAAUUUCCAAAAAAGCUAAACAAAUGAAGAUUAGUAUACAGAAUAAUGUGGAUCUUGGACAGCCAGUAAAGAAUAAGAAAGUCUUCAAAGAAAAGUCAUCAGAAUUUGAUUUGAGGUCUUUCUGCAAUCAGCCGAAACACAAAGUUUCUCAGAAGACCAGCUGUGAUUUUAAAUGUUCUCAAUCCAGACUAAAGAUAAUCAAAAAUUCUUCUCAGAAAGUCAUAGGAACUUCUCAUUCCAAAAGUUUGGUGCAAAGAUCCCGAGAGGCUGAGUCCUUCAUACAGCUUUCUGAAGAAAUCCAAAUGGCAAUUGUAUGGUGCAGGAGAAACAAAUUCAAGGCUCAGUCCACCUUUCUGGGUAACAAACUUCUUAAAAGUAACCGGUUUAAGCAUGUGAAAGCUCAAGGUCAUAGUUUACCAAAGAAGCUAGAGUGCAUAAAAUCAUCUGUGUGCAACUGCCUUCUUCGUGGCUCAGGUAUCAAAACUUCAAAGCAUCAUCUGAGACAAAGAAGAUCACCGAAUACAUUUUUACUGAGACAAAGGAAACCACAGAGAAAGUUGCAGUCGACUCUCUUAAAGGAAAUUCAGCAGUUUCCUCUAGGGACUCAGAAGAAUGCUGCAGAUGCCAGUGCUAAGUGGAGACUCACACACUGUACAGGUCAUAGAACUGACUUCUACCUUAACAGUGAGCAACCCAGAGUUUCUAGUUCUGUCACACAAACUACAGAGAAACAGAUGCAUGAAAAUCUUACAGGAAGCAGUGAAAAUGAAACUGAUUCAAGGACAGUGAUGCAAACAAACACACACAGAACAUCAGGAACCAUUAAGGAGACAGAUGACAUUGAUGAUAUCUUUGUGUUAAUGAGAGUUUAGAUGUUAAUAUGUGAGACUUCUAGGGGAUUUACUUUUUUAAGUGGAAGUCCUGAGAUCUGGAAGUACUACCUGGACUCAGAGGAGCUAUUUUAGUGCAGCAUCGCACAGGAGUUCAUUUCAGUUCAGUAAACAUUUAUAGGAGGUUUGUGCCAUUUAAUCAACAAGUAUUUUUUUGGCUUCAACUACAUGUGAGACAGUGAGAUGAAAAUCUGCUACAGCCUACCCCUGAGAAGCAGUUAUAAUUCCUUGACUGAUGCUCAUAGG
Carlito syrichta (Philippine tarsier) is the source of this 1845-nucleotide messenger RNA. RefSeq names its product nucleolus and neural progenitor protein-like. The transcript has a single exon. The record is from RefSeq and is a predicted model, not a curated record. Gene Ontology annotation, cellular component: nucleus. Lineage: Eukaryota; Metazoa; Chordata; Mammalia; Primates; Tarsiidae. Bases 295 to 1581 code for a protein of 428 amino acids. Gene Ontology annotation, biological process: positive regulation of Notch signaling pathway.